AUGGCAUCUUCUUCAAUUACUACAAAGGAAGCAGAAGCUGAGAGCACAAUUCCAAAUUGGCUUGAACUUCCAAUAGAUAUCACAGCUAACAUCCUUUCAAGGCUUGAUACCAUUGACAUUGUGAAAAGUGUGUGCUUAGUUUGUCCUCUGUGGUGGAACUUUUUCAAGGAUCCUCUCAAGUGGCAAUCCAUUCACAUGACCAAUUUCAGGAGUUUGUCCUUCAUUACUUUUUCCGAGUUGGCUAAGAUUUGUUGUUAUGCUGUUCAACGCAGUCAUGGUCAUCUGUUAGACAUUGAGAUUAGGUCUUUUGGCAAUGACGAUGUCCUUCAAUCCAUAGCUCAAAAUGGAAGUAGCCUACGAAGACUGUGGAUUGUAUCUUGCCUAAGAAUUACAGAUAAAGCAUUUUGUGAAGCUCUGAGAAAACUUCCGCUACGGUGGUGUUUGAUACAUCGGUGUCCUUAUGAUCAUGAGGCUUUUAUUAUUUCAGAAACAAUGUCUAGACUCUGCCAUCUUGAUAUUAAAGGAAACGGUCUCACCGCUGUGGGACUUGUUGCCAUUCUUGACAAAUGUCCUCUUCUUGAGUAUCUUGACAUUCGAGAUUGUUAUAGUCUUAGUUUGACUUUGAGUGAAAGUUUGAAGAAAAGAUGCAUUGAGCAAAUUAAGGAUUUACGACUUCCAGUUAUGAAUAACUAUGAAGACUUCGAUUAUUUAGAUUUUGAUAAUGACUUUUAUGAUCCUUAUGAUUGA
Molecule: messenger RNA, 747 nt
Organism: Trifolium pratense (red clover)
Lineage: Eukaryota; Viridiplantae; Streptophyta; Magnoliopsida; Fabales; Fabaceae
Product: putative F-box/LRR-repeat protein 23
Exons: 3
Coding region: 1-747 (248 amino acids)
Molecular function (GO): protein binding
Source: RefSeq, a predicted model, not a curated record